GACCAGUACCUGUCCGGCAGCUGGAUGCCCUUCCGGUAUGCCCCGAAGGAGUGGAGGACCAGAGGUGGAUGAGCACUGCGCGUCUCCCAGUGACCUUGGGCAGGUGUCAGGAAGUGCUGAGAAGUCUCUGCUGAGCAACGUGCAAGGGGAAAGGAAGCAGGAUUUGGGACCACCGUUUGCUGUACUGGAUGAAAAAAUUCUUCUGAGUGGUUGAAUAAGGAGAAAUGGCCAAGCGUACCUUCUCCACGUUAGAGACGCUCCUGAUUUUCCUCCUUGUAAUGAUGACUGCCAUCACAGUGGCCCUUCUCAGCCUCUUAUUUAUCACCAGUGGGACCAUUGAAAAUCACAAAGAUUCGGGUUUUCCAGGCACAGAGAGCCCUCCGGCCACCCAGAGCUCCACAACCCCUCAAGUCUCAACAGUCACCAAAGACCCCACCACCACCCGGGUGUCUCCAGUGACUAGCACCCCAGAGCCUCCUCUGUUUCAGAACUUCAGUGGCUACCACAUUGGUGUUGGGCGAGCUGACUGCACAGGACAAGUAGCAGAUAUCAACUUGAUGGGCUACGGCAAAAGCGGCCAGAACGCCCGGGGGCUCCUCACCAGGCUGUACAGUCGCGCUUUCGUGCUGGCGGAGCCCGACGGCUCCCAUCGAAUGGCCUUUGUCAGCAUCGACAUAGGCAUGGUGUCCCAACGGAUGAGGCUGGAGGUCCUGAAAAGACUGAAGAGUAAAUAUGGCUCCCUGUAUAGAAGAGACAAUGUUAUCCUGAGCGGUACUCACACACACUCGGCUCCUGCAGGAUAUUUCCAGUACACCGUGUUCGUGAUAGCCAGCGAAGGAUUUAGCAAUCGCACUUUUGAGUACAUGGUCACUGGCAUCGUGAAGAGCAUUGAGAUAGCACACAGAAAUUUGAAACCAGGAAAAGUCUUUAUCAAUAAAGGAAAUGUGGAUGGUGUGCAGCUCAACCGAAGCCCUUCUUCUUACCUUCAGAAUCCACCGUCAGAGAGAGCAAGGUAUUCUUCCAAUACAGACAAGGAAAUGAUAGUCUUGAAGAUGGUGGAUUUGAAUGGAGAUGACCUGGGCCUUAUCAGCUGGUUUGCCAUCCACCCGGUCAGCAUGAACAACAGCAAUCAUCUUGUAAAUAGUGACAAUAUGGGCUAUGCAGCUUACCUUUUUGAGCAAGAGAAGAACAAAGGACAUUUACCGGGACAGGGACCAUUUGUAGCUGCGUUUGCUUCAUCAAACCUAGGAGACGUGUCCUCCAACAUUCUCGGCCCACGUUGCAUCAACACGGGAGAGUCCUGUGAUAAUGCCAACAGCACUUGUCCCAUUGGUGGGUCCACCAUGUGCGUUGCUAGGGGACCUGGACAGGAUAUGCUCGACAGCACACAGAUCAUAGGACGGACCCUGUAUCAGGGAGCUAAGGUGCUGUAUGCCUUAGCUUCCCAGGAGGUGACUGGACCACUGGCCUCUGCUCAUCAGUGGGUGAAUAUGACGAACGUGACCGUCUCGCUCAAUUCCACACACACGGUGAAGACAUGUAAACCAGCACUGGGCUACAGUUUCGCAGCUGGCACAAUCGAUGGAGCUGGGAGCUUCAACUUUACGCAGGGUACAACAGUGGUGGAUCCAUUCUGGGAAACCAUUCGCGACCAGAUCUUUGGCAAGCCGUCUGCCGAAAUCAGAGAGUGUCAAAAACCUAAGCCAGUCCUUGUUCACACUGGAGAGCUGUCAAAACCUCAUCCCUGGCACCCAGAUAUUGUUGAUGUUCAGAUUAUCACUCUUGGGUCCUUGGCCAUAGUUGCCAUCCCUGGGGAGUUGACGACUAUGUCUGGACGAAGACUUCGGGAGGCAGUUAAAGCAGAGUUUGCAACUUAUGGGAUGCAGAAUAUGACUGUUGUUCUUUCGGGUCUGUGCAAUGUAUACACACAUUAUGUUACCACCUAUGAAGAAUACCAGGUUCAGCGGUAUGAGGCAGCGUCUACAAUUUAUGGACCACACACUCUGUCUGCGUACAUCCAGCUCUUCCGAGUCCUUGCUAAGGCCAUUGCUACGGAUACAGUAGCCAAUCUGAGCAGUGGUCCAGAGCCUCCGUUUUUCAAACAACUCAUAAUCCCAUUAAUUCCUAAUAUUGUGGAUAGACCACCAAUAGGCAAGACUUUUGGGGAUGUCCUGCAGCCAUUGAAUCCCAAAUACAGAGUGGGAGAAGUUGCAGAAAUUACAUUUGUAGGGGCUAACCCAAAGAAUUCAGCAGAAAACCGGACCCAUCAGACUUUCCUCACUGUGGAGAAAUACGAGGACGCUUCAGGGACAUGGCAGGUCGUGCAUAAUGAUGCCUCCUGGGAGACUCGUUUCUAUUGGCACAAGGGGUUACUGGGUCACAGCAAUGCAACGAUCCAAUGGCACAUUCCAGAUACUGCCCACCCUGGAAUCUACAGAAUAAGAUACUUUGGACAUAAUCGGAAGCAGGACUUUCUCAAGCCCGCUGUCAUACUUGCAUUUGAAAGUACUUCCUCCGUGUUUGAAGUUGUAACUACUUAGUGAAACAUUGACACAGCAUUCAAAGAAUAGUUUGGCUCUGUAUAAAUUAUGCAGCUGAUUUCAUAUGAAUGUAACUAUUCUGAUGACUUCUACAGUUGUCCCAGUUUGGAGUUUACU
Molecule: messenger RNA, 2657 nt
Organism: Molossus molossus (Pallas's mastiff bat)
Lineage: Eukaryota; Metazoa; Chordata; Mammalia; Chiroptera; Molossidae
Gene: ASAH2
Product: N-acylsphingosine amidohydrolase 2
Exons: 22
Coding region: 225-2540 (771 amino acids)
Biological process (GO): ceramide catabolic process; long-chain fatty acid biosynthetic process; sphingosine biosynthetic process
Cellular component (GO): extracellular region
Molecular function (GO): N-acylsphingosine amidohydrolase activity
Source: RefSeq, a predicted model, not a curated record